AGACGAGAUGGAAACAAAGUCUCCGUAAUCCCAAAGCAUUAGACAGACAGAAGACUUCCCAGGCGGAGGAGCGGGAAGAUUUUUUAUUUAUAAAAAACAAUCAAGGGCCCUUAAUUCCAUGGGGAAAGUCACGGUGGGUCUAUUCUGGUUGGAGCAAGUUGGCAAGGCGAGCCGCGAAGGGUCGCCAUCUGCUUUUGCAACUAGUACGCCCGGAAACGAUCGAGAGGCAUGAGCAAAGAAGCAAUCCUCGUCGAUCUCCAACUGACCACAAUAAAAAUCUUAAACUCGUUCUUAUCCAGGACGUAAACAGCGAUGAUCAUGAUGCUGAUGACCAUUGAUCGCACAGUGCGGAACUGCCCUGCUCGGCUGCUCCCGGGCAAAUUGCCAAAUUGUAUCCAGUAGUGUGCGUUUGAUACAAAAGAUCCAGCGUGGAGUGCUGUGUUGGCUAUAACAGCUGGGCUUGGGAAGGGGGCCUUCUAUCGAAAGGGUACUCACUAAUUUGCGCAGUUGUAGAAACAUGAUUGAUGAAUCCAGCGCAUGCAUGAAAGUGCGUACCAGUAGACGGGCUGGUUUAUGAAUAUUUCGUCACUAGGAUAAGGGGUGGUGUGCUGUGCAGCCAGUUCAAAAGAAGAGGACAGGACAAAUGUGGGUUUAUGAUUCGGGCAUUCGGUGUGAAGAGUUGUUGCCACGAUCGAGGCCCCGUCUGGGUGGUCGCGGAGUAAAAGGCGAAUUUGAGUGCUUACAUUUCAGGUCGAAAUCUUGCUGACCAACGAUGUAUAGCCGUCCAGGGUGAAGUAAACGCGAGAUCAAUAAUGGAGCAUCGCCAGAACGGUGGAUUCGCCCUUGAUUUGUCCUCUCGAUUUCUUAGCUAAACAUCGCUCUCAGACCGCUGGCAACGGAUGGAACGUCCUUCGAAUAUACGUACUCCCUUCGGCCACAAACAGGUGUAUAUUUAGGUUUUGGUCUAAAUCAAACUUUUCUAUAUUUCACCGACUUUGUUGAAAAAAUUACUUCUUCCGACCUAUAUUAGUUGUCUCAAAUUUGACCAAUUAUGGAUGUAUCUAUGUUUAAAAAUCGUCUAGAUACAUGUAAUAUUUCGAUAAGUAAUAUGGAUUGGAGAGAGUAAUUUCAAAUCGGUAUAUUAUGACACUAAAUUUCAAAACGGAUCUAAUGGUACUAAUUUAGUGUCAUAAAUGUUUGUUACUUUUUUCAAUAAAACAAGUCAAACUUUAAUGUCUUUUGACUUAGAACAAAACCUAGAAGUACACGGAGAAAGUAUGCAACAAAGAAUCGGUAAAUAGACGGCUUGCAAGGAAACACUCCACGUGCAUCUGAUGGAAAUUGGUCUCAUAUUUCCAGAAAACCAAUCCCGUGAAUUAUGAUUUGUUUCCGAUCAAUAGACCUUGCAACAUCUUUAAUUUUUAUUUUAUUUUAUUUUUACCAUGGGAACAUAUUCUUUAGUGUGGAAACACGUCCAUGUUUUUUUUCCUUUCACUCGUAGUAGCAUAACAGAGUUAAAGUUCCACAAGUUCAAGUGCUACUAUUUUUUAUGGGAAAAUAUGUACUUUCCGAUCCAUAAAAAGCAUGGAAGAUUUAGUAUAAAGUCAGUACAACUUUGUUCUCCGGUUUAUUUUUUAGAAGAGCUUCUCCAGUUUUUUUUUUUUUGAGGGGAGCUUCUCCAGUAUUUGUGCAGGCUUAGUUUGAGCGUGAAGCCCAAGUGGUGAGCCCGGUAACAGCUUGGCCUAUUGAAUUCUCUUGCCGCGAGACUUGGCCCGUUGAGCUGAGUUGAAAAUACAUAUUGGGCCCCGUCAUGCGUGCGCCGCCGAGUAAGCCCGGGAGGAUACGGCCCAACGAGACCCUUGGACCGGCGGCGGCAAACCGAACGAACGGCCACAAGUAACCUCGUACGUAUCGCCGGGGCAAGGGAGAGCGCGGCCAAGACCCAAGACAGCGCGCGCCACAGCAGCACAGGUGUCGCCGCACCGCCGACACGCGCGCUCGCAUGCGUCCCACGCGGCAAGCUCCAGGUAAGCCCCGCCCCCCACGUAUCUCCACGCACCGCCGCUCUCCUCUCCUCUAUAACCCCCAGCGCCCCUCACCCCGCUCUCUUCACUCUCACUCACACUCUCAACUCCCAGGGAGCUAGCCAGCAGUCGAUUCAGUGCCGUAGACAUGGCUGAUCACCACAGGGACAGGGGCAGCGGCGUCCUGGGCGGCGUAGGCUUCGGCGAGCGCGGCGGCGGCUACGGCGACCACCAGGGCCACCAGGACAACAGCAGCAACAAGCAGCCGGCGCUGAUGACGGCGCUGAAGGCGGCGACGGCGGCGACGGCUGGCGGGUCGAUGCUGGUGCUCUCCGGGCUGAUCCUGGCCGGCACCGUGGUCGCGCUGACCGUGGCCACGCCCGUGCUCGUCAUCUUCAGCCCCGUGCUGGUGCCCGCGGCCGUGGCGCUCGCGCUCAUGGCGGCCGGGUUCGUGACGUCCGGCGGGCUGGGCGUGGCCGCGCUCUCCGUCUUCUCCUGGAUGUACAAGUACCUCACCGGCAAGCACCCGCCCGGCGCCGACCAGCUGGACCACGCCAAGGCGAGGAUCGCCUCCAAGGCCCGCGACAUCAAGGAUGCCGCGCAGCACCGCGUCGACCAGGCCCAGCGGGAUUAGAGGGAGGAGCUCGUCUCCUUGGGCCGGGGCUUGGGCGCGUUCGAAUGCAAGAUACCGCUCUACGGUUGCUGUGGCCGCGGCAGCUAAGCUUUGCUGGCUAGUCGUGUCGGCGUUUAAGUUCUACCUGUCGUGUUUUCCGAUCGAUCGAGUGCGUGUGUUUAGGCUUUGGGUUUGCGUACGUAGUACUGGUACUACUACUAUGUUCCUUUUUAAGUAUAGCAAGUUCCCGUGGUCUGAAGCUGCGUGCGAGAGAGUCUGCGAGUUGGAUGAUGUAUGGUGUUUAUGAUGUGGAAUAAAGUGGCAAAGAGU
Messenger RNA from Brachypodium distachyon (stiff brome), 2967 nucleotides. Its product is annotated as oleosin 16 kDa. The record is from RefSeq and is a predicted model, not a curated record. The coding region runs from base 2173 to 2658 and encodes 161 amino acids. Gene Ontology annotation, cellular component: monolayer-surrounded lipid storage body; membrane. NCBI's taxonomy places the organism in Eukaryota, Viridiplantae, Streptophyta, Magnoliopsida, Poales, Poaceae. The transcript has a single exon. Gene Ontology annotation, biological process: lipid storage.